Molecule: messenger RNA, 966 nt
Organism: Suhomyces tanzawaensis NRRL Y-17324
Lineage: Eukaryota; Fungi; Ascomycota; Pichiomycetes; Serinales; Debaryomycetaceae
Gene: TRR1
Product: thioredoxin-disulfide reductase
Exons: 1
Coding region: 1-966 (321 amino acids)
Biological process (GO): removal of superoxide radicals
Cellular component (GO): cytoplasm
Molecular function (GO): thioredoxin-disulfide reductase (NADPH) activity
Source: RefSeq, a predicted model, not a curated record
AUGGUCCAUCAUCAAGUUACUAUCGUCGGAUCCGGCCCUGCUGCCCACACCGCUGCCAUCUACUUGGCCAGAGCCGAAAUCAAGCCUACCAUGUACGAAGGUAUGUUAGCCAACGGCAUUGCUGCUGGAGGCCAGUUGACCACCACCACCGACAUCGAGAACUUCCCAGGUUUCCCUCAGGGUAUCAACGGUACCACAUUGAUGGAGCAAAUGAAGGAGCAAUCCCUCAGAUUCGGCACUGAAAUCAUCACUGAGACCAUCUCCAAGGUCGACUUGAGCCAAAGACCUUUCAAGUUGUGGACCGAGUGGAACGAAGAUGCUGAGCCAAUCACCACCGACGCCGUCAUCAUUGCCACUGGUGCCUCCGCCAAGAGAAUGCACAUUCCUGGUGAAGAAACCUACUGGCAACAAGGUAUCUCUGCCUGUGCCGUUUGUGACGGUGCUGUGCCUAUCUUCAGAAACAAGCCAUUGGCCGUCGUUGGUGGUGGUGACUCUGCCUGUGAAGAGGCCUUGUUCUUGACCAAGUACGCCUCCAAGGUCUACUUGUUGGUCAGAAGAGACCAAUUGAGAGCUUCCACUAUCAUGCAAAAGAGAGCCAAGGCCAACGACAAGUUGGAAAUCCUUUGGAACACCGAAGCCAAGUCCGCUAAGGGUGACGGCAAGUUGUUGAACGCAUUGGAAGUCUACAACAACAAGACCAAGGAAACCUCCGACUUGCCAGUCAACGGUUUGUUCUACGCUAUUGGCCACAUCCCAGCCACCAACGUCUUCUCCCAGUACUUGAAGACUGACGACCAAGGUUACAUUCUCACCACCCCAGGCACUGCUGAAACCUCGAUUCCAGGUGUUUUCGCUGCUGGUGAUGUGCAAGACAAGAGAUACAGACAAGCCAUCACUUCUGCCGGUACUGGAUGUAUGGCUGCUUUGGACUGUGAAAAGUUCAUCAGUGAACAAGAAGUCGAGUAA